AUGAAGAAGGGGAACUUGGAAGCGAACACAAAGACAGUACCGUUCUACAAAUUGUUUUUCUUCUCAGAUUCUACCGAUGUGUUGUUGAUGAUCGUUGGUUCGAUCGGAGCUAUCGCAAACGGUGUUUGUUCUCCGUUAAUGACAUUAUUGUUUGGUGAACUCAUUGAUGCAAUGGGUCCAAACCAGAACAAUGAAGAGAUUGUUGAGAGAGUUUCCAAGGUUUGUUUGAGUUUAGUCUACCUUGGACUUGGAGCCCUAGGAGCUGCCUUUCUUCAGGUGGCUUGUUGGAUGAUUACUGGGGAGAGACAAGCUGCAAGGAUAAGGAGUUUGUAUCUGAAAACGAUUCUAAGACAAGACAUUGGAUUCUUCGAUGUCGAAAUGACCACAGGAGAAGUUGUUGGUCGAAUGUCUGGUGAUACGGUUCUUAUACUUGAUGCUAUGGGUGAGAAGGUUGGGAAGUUUAUACAGUUGAUUUCAACAUUUGUGGGUGGAUUUGUUAUAGCGUUUUUGAGAGGAUGGUUACUUACACUUGUUAUGUUGACCUCAAUUCCUCUUCUAGCUAUGUCUGGUGCAGCUAUAGCGAUUAUAGUUACAAGAGCUUCUUCUCAAGAACAAGCUGCUUAUGCAAAAGCAUCAAAUGUUGUUGAACAAACUUUGGGGUCCAUUCGAACCGUUGCUUCUUUCACGGGAGAGAAGCAAGCGAUGAGUAGCUACAAAGAGUUGAUAAAUUUGGCCUAUAAAUCGAAUGUUAAGCAAGGUUUCGUUACGGGUUUAGGUCUUGGAGUAAUGUUCUUGGUGUUCUUUUCCACCUAUGCUUUGGGUACAUGGUUUGGUGGUGAAAUGAUACUGAGAAAAGGGUAUACAGGUGGUGCAGUGAUCAAUGUUAUGGUCACUGUGGUCUCGAGUUCGAUAGCUUUAGGGCAAGCAUCACCUUGUCUAACUGCAUUUACGGCUGGUAAAGCUGCAGCUUAUAAGAUGUUUGAAACAAUCGAAAGAGAGCCUUUGAUUGAUACUUUUGACCUAAAUGGGAAGGUUUUAGAAGAUAUUCGAGGCGAAAUCGAGCUGAGAGAUGUGUGUUUUAGUUACCCUGCAAGGCCUAAAGAAGAGGUUUUUGGCGGAUUCUCUCUGUUGAUUCCGAGUGGCACAACCACUGCUUUGGUAGGAGAAAGCGGGAGUGGGAAGUCUACUGUGAUCAGUUUGAUCGAAAGGUUUUAUGAUCCGAAUUCCGGACAAGUGCUUAUUGAUGGUGUUGAUUUAAAGGAGUUUCAGUUGAAAUGGAUUAGGGGAAAGAUUGGAUUGGUUAGUCAAGAACCUGUUCUGUUUUCUUCAAGUAUAAUGGAGAAUAUCGGAUACGGGAAAGAGGGGGCAACGGUUGAAGAGAUACAAGCAGCGUCGAAGCUAGCAAACGCGGCUAAAUUCAUCGAUAAGUUGCCUCUAGGUUUAGAGACAUUGGUAGGGGAGCAUGGAACUCAACUCUCAGGAGGACAGAAACAGAGGAUUGCUAUCGCGAGGGCGAUACUUAAAGAUCCGCGGAUCUUGCUGUUAGAUGAAGCGACAAGCGCACUUGAUGCGGAAUCCGAAAGAGUGGUUCAAGAGGCUUUAGAUAGGAUAAUGGUGAACCGGACUACAGUGAUUGUCGCGCAUCGGUUAAGCACGGUUAGAAACGCUGAUAUCAUCGCUGUGAUUCAUCGUGGAAAGAUUGUGGAAGAAGGUUCGCAUUCAGAGUUACUUAAAGAUCAUGAAGGGGCUUAUUCACAGCUUCUAAGGUUACAAGAGAUAAACAAAGAAUCAAAGCGAUUGGAGAUUUCUGAUGGAUCAAUCAGCAGUGGAUCAUCAAGAGGAAACAACAGCACAAGGCAAGAUGAUGACUCUUUUUCUGUUCUGGGUUUACUUGCAGGCCAAGAUAGUACUAAAAUGUCUCAAGAACUAUCACAGAAAGUGUCGUUUACUCGAAUCGCUGCUCUAAACAAACCAGAGAUUCCAAUUCUUAUACUUGGAACCCUAGUAGGUGCUGUGAACGGCACUAUAUUCCCCAUCUUUGGUAUCCUCUUUGCCAAAGUAAUCGAAGCUUUCUUCAAAGCGCCUCAUGAGCUGAAGAGAGAUUCAAGAUUCUGGUCGAUGAUAUUCGUACUUCUUGGUGUAGCCGCUGUGAUAGUGUAUCCAACGACUAACUACUUGUUUGCUAUAGCUGGAGGGAGACUUAUUCGGAGGAUAAGAUCAAUGUGUUUUGAGAAAGUUGUUCACAUGGAGGUUGGGUGGUUCGAUGAACCUGGGAACUCGAGCGGUGCAAUGGGAGCGAGGCUCUCUGCUGAUGCAGCCUUGAUCCGGACUCUUGUGGGAGACUCGCUUUGUCUAUCGGUUAAAAACGUUGCGUCUUUGGUGACAGGACUAAUCAUAGCUUUCACGGCGAGCUGGGAAGUGGCGAUUAUCAUCUUAGUAAUUAUUCCGUUUAUUGGAAUCAAUGGAUAUAUUCAAAUUAAGUUCAUGAAAGGCUUCAGUGCAGACGCAAAGGCAAAGUACGAGGAGGCGAGUCAGGUGGCGAACGAUGCAGUGGGGAGUAUAAGAACGGUUGCGUCUUUCUGUGCGGAGGAAAAAGUGAUGGAGAUGUAUAAGAAACGAUGUGAAGAUACGAUUAAAUCUGGGAUUAAGCAAGGUUUAAUCAGCGGAGUAGGGUUUGGUAUCUCCUUUUUCGUUCUUUACUCUGUCUACGCUAGUUGUUUCUACGUGGGAGCUAGACUGGUUAAAGCCGGAAGGACAAACUUCAACGAUGUUUUUCAGGUUUUCUUGGCCUUGACGUUAACAGCAGUUGGGAUUUCUCAGGCGAGCUCUUUUGCUCCUGAUUCGAGUAAAGGUAAGGGUGCUGCUGUUUCGAUUUUCAGAAUUAUUGAUAGGAUAUCGAAGAUAGAUUCGAGAGACGAAUCGGGAAUGGUGUUGGAGAAUGUAAAAGGAGAUAUCGAGCUUUGCCACAUAAGCUUCACUUACCAAACUAGACCUGAUGUUCAAGUCUUUCGUGACCUCUGUUUGAGCAUUCGUGCCGGACAGACUGUUGCUUUGGUUGGAGAAAGUGGGUCAGGAAAAUCUACGGUGAUUUCACUGUUACAGAGGUUUUAUGAUCCGGAUUCAGGUCAUAUAACUCUAGACGGAGUUGAGCUCAAGAAGCUGCGACUAAAAUGGCUAAGACAACAGAUGGGGCUUGUAGGACAAGAGCCUGUACUAUUCAACGACACGAUACGAGCCAACAUUGCUUAUGGAAAAGGCGGCGAGGAAGCAACCGAGGCUGAGAUUAUAGCUGCUUCCGAGCUAGCUAAUGCCCACAGGUUCAUCUCUAGUAUACAAAAGGGUUAUGAUACGGUGGUGGGAGAGAGAGGGAUACAAUUGUCAGGAGGACAGAAGCAGCGCGUGGCGAUUGCACGCGCCAUCGUGAAAGAACCGAAGAUUCUGUUACUCGACGAAGCGACGAGCGCGUUGGACGCAGAAUCGGAGCGGGUGGUUCAAGACGCGCUUGAUCGGGUGAUGGUGAACCGGACCACCAUCGUGGUGGCUCACAGGCUUUCAACGAUCAAGAAUGCUGACGUCAUCGCCGUCGUCAAGAACGGUGUGAUUGCAGAGAAAGGGACGCACGAGACGUUGAUCAAUAUCGAAGGUGGAGUUUAUGCCUCGCUCGUUCAACUCCACAUCAAUGCUUCUAAUUGACGCAAACAUUUAUUGUUAUU
Messenger RNA from Arabidopsis thaliana (thale cress), 3713 nucleotides. It is a transcript of the gene ABCB5, whose product is annotated as P-glycoprotein 5. Gene Ontology annotation, biological process: transmembrane transport; auxin export across the plasma membrane. The coding region runs from base 1 to 3693 and encodes 1230 amino acids. Gene Ontology annotation, cellular component: membrane. Gene Ontology annotation, molecular function: ABC-type transporter activity; ATP hydrolysis activity; auxin efflux transmembrane transporter activity. NCBI's taxonomy places the organism in Eukaryota, Viridiplantae, Streptophyta, Magnoliopsida, Brassicales, Brassicaceae. The record is from RefSeq and is marked reviewed. The transcript is spliced from 11 exons.